Messenger RNA from Cydia splendana, 9918 nucleotides. RefSeq names its product protein draper (gene drpr). Gene Ontology annotation, molecular function: protein binding; scavenger receptor activity. NCBI's taxonomy places the organism in Eukaryota, Metazoa, Arthropoda, Insecta, Lepidoptera, Tortricidae. The transcript is spliced from 23 exons. The record is from RefSeq and is a predicted model, not a curated record.
UGUGUAAACGUUUUGUGUUUGGGAAAGAACAUAGGUAUUUCAUUCGCGUGUAAAUUAGUUAUUUUAAUUUAUAAUUACUCCAUUAAAAUAUAAAUGUAACCUUAAGUUUGUAGUGUUUGUGAUUUUUAUGAACUAGUUAAAAGUGCUAAUCAAAUCAAUGACGAAGCUACUCAGUGACAAGCGUUACGAAGUUUAGACCCUGAUUUCUUGAGUGUUGAAUGACUAUACCGGAGUAAACAGAAGGUGAAUCAUUGCUAAUACCGAGGAUUCCUUGAAUCUAAUAGUUUCUCUUGGAGUCCAAAUCUCCGGCAUCGUAAAAGCCUACACUGGCGCAACAUUUGAAUGCACAUUGUGACGUAACACCGUAAACAAUAGUGUUAUGGCGCGGGCGUGAGUCGAGAUGUGGCCGAAGGUUGUGGCGGUCUUGGGGCUCGUGGCGGUGGCCAGCGCCAUCCUUGAGGGCCCCAAUGUCUGCAUGAGAAAUGAACCAUAUACAACGAAAGUGCGCGUAACCGAACAACAGCCGUACCAGGAGAAAGAAUACUCCUGGUGCUUCAACGUCCCACCACGAUGUUCCAAAUACCGAGUCAAGUUCCGAACAGUGUACAAGACACAGAUCCUUGUGAAGUACCGGCCGGUUGAGGAAUGCUGCGCGGGAUUUGCUCCGGAUACGAACGGGGAGCAAUGCGUGCCUGUGUGCGUGGAUAAGUGCGUGCAGGGGAAAUGUGUCGCGCCGAAUACGUGCGCGUGCGAUCAUGGGUACGGGGGACCGGCUUGCGAUAUAUCCUGCCCAAAAGGCAAAUGGGGCCGCAACUGCCAGAACUCGUGCCAAUGCCUGAACGGCGGUACGUGCGAGCCGUUAACCGGCGAAUGUGCCUGCGCGCCGGGUUGGCGAGGCGAGGCCUGCGAGAAGGCCUGUGCGGCGCCGACGUUUGGCGACAACUGUAUAGAGACGUGUCAAUGCAAGAAUGGUACUUGUGAUGCGGCGAGCGGGGCUUGCGAGUGUGUGCCAGGCUUUACGGGGCCGCUGUGCGAGGAACGCUGUCCAGCUCAAGUGGCCUGCCCUCAAGGCUGCCGAUGCCAAAAUGGCGGAAAAUGUCAUCCACUCUCAGGAGAAUGCGAUUGCGCGCCCGGCUGGAGCGGUGAGGUCUGCGCUAACAGAUGUCCAUCUGGAAAAUGGGGAGAGAAGUGCGAGCGGAGCUGCGAGUGCGCCAACGGCGCUAGUUGUCACCACGUCACCGGACAUUGUCACUGCGAGGCCGGCUAUACUGGGGAAAAGUGCAUGGAGACCUGCAAGCCUGGCACGUACGGCGUGGACUGCAACAGAACAUGCGAAUGUCUCCACGGCGGCGAAUGUUCGCCAAAAGACGGUUCGUGUACUUGCAAACCUGGUUGGAAGGGCGCACAUUGUGAACUGCGCGCUUGCCCUGACGGCAAGUACGGAAAGAUGUGCGAUAAGGACUGCGAGUGUGAACCAGCUAAUACAGACUUAUGUGACCCGUGGACCGGCGCGUGCGACUGUGCAGCCGGUUGGGACGGCGAGACUUGCUCGCGGCAGUGCGCGCUCCUAACGUUCGGCAAAGGUUGCCGAUCCAGCUGCCGAUGCGAGAACAGCGGUCUCUGCUCGCCUGUCAAUGGUUCAUGUCUCUGCGCGCCCGGCUACCACGGCAUCCGUUGCCAGGAACUCUGCCAGUUCCCCUACUACGGCGACAACUGCCGCGACACGUGCGACUGCGCCAACAACGCCACGUGCUCCCACGAGACCGGCCAGUGCAAGUGUCCGCCCGGGUAUGACGGAUUGAAAUGUGACCGUCCAUGCGACGGAAAGAAAUACGGAUUGAAGUGCCUACAAGAGUGCCAAUGUGAGAACAACGCGCCCUGCAACCCCGUCAACGGCGAAUGUAUCUGCGGGCCAGGCUACACAGGCGAGAAGUGUGAACACACUUGUCCACCACACUAUUUCGGUCAAGACUGUCGGUCGCCUUGCAACUGUGGGGAUAACGCCCGUGGCUGCGACCACGUUACCGGACGAUGCCAGUGCGAGACUAGUUGGCGAGGUCUCACUAGGAAACUAGGUAUUCGUUGCGAGACGCAAUGCGAGCAAGGUUUCUUCGGCGACGGCUGCUCAGAGCGAUGUCCUUGCGUCAACAACUCCUCCUGCGAUGCCGAUACGGGCCGGUGUGAAUGCUCUGCUGGCUGGACUGGAGUUAACUGCACACAGCCAUGUUCUCCUGGUACCUACGGAGCUGGCUGCUCGCAGCGAUGCGCCCCUGGGCCGCCUGGUGGUAACACAACAUGUGACCCAGUGACAGGCGUGUACGCUUGUCCCAGCGGUUACACGGGUGCGGCCUGCGAAUACCCGUGUCCACUCGGCACUUUUGGCCUCAACUGCCAGGAGAAGUGCGCUUGCAAGAACGGUGCCGACUGUCACCAUGUCACUGGCUUGUGCCAGUGCCCGCCGGGCUGGCUUGGGCGGGCGUGCGACGAGGCGUGCCCGGCGGGCUGGUGGGGCGGCGAGUGCUCGCAGCCGUGCCGCUGCGCCGCCGCCGCCGCCUGCCGCCCCAACGACGGCUACUGCCGCUGCCCGCCCGGCUACACCGGCGCCUACUGCACGCAGUUUUGCCCCGAAGGCUAUUUCGGCGACCACUGCAUGGAGCCCUGCAUGUGUCCCGAGGGCAACUGGGACUGCCACCCGGUGCGCGGCUGCGUGUGCCGCCGCGGGUUCAUCGGCGACAGCUGCGACACGCACGCCUCGGACGCCAUAGUGGUGGACAAGGCCGAGGUCUGCCCCGAGGGCAACUGGGACUGCCACCCGGUGCGCGGCUGCGGGUUCAACGAUGACAGCUGCGACACGCACGCCUCGGACGCCAUAGUGGUGGACAAGGCCGAGGUCUGCCCCGAGGGCAACUGGGACUGCCACCCGGUGCGCGGCUGCGUGUGCCGCCGCGGGUUCAUCGGCGACAGCUGCGACACGCACGCCUCGGACGCCAUAGUGGUGGACCACGCCGAGGGUAUGUAUCAUGUACCCUGUCACAGCCUGCCCCGAGGCAACUGGGACUGCCACCCGGUGCGCGGCUGCGUGUGCCGCCGCGGUUUCAUAGGCGACAGCUGCGACACGCACGCCUCGGACGCCAUAGUGGUGGACCACGCCGAGGGUAUGUAUCAUGUACCCUGUCACAGCCUGCCCCGAGGCAACUGGGACUGCCACCCGGUGCGCGGCUGCGUGUGCCGCCGCGGGUUCAUCGGCGACAUCUGCGACACGCACGCCUCGGACGCCAUAUUGGUCGACAAGGCCGAGGGUAUGUAUCAUGUACCCUGUCACAGCCUGCCCCGAGGCAACUGGGACUGCCACCCGGUGCGCGGCUGCGUGUGCCGCCGCGGUUUCAUAGGCGACAGCUGCGACACGCACGCCUCGGACGCCAUAGUGGUGGACCACGCCGAGGGUAUGUAUCAUGUACCCUGUCACAGCCUGCCCCGAGGCAACUGGGACUGCCACCCGGUGCGCGGCUGCGUGUGCCGCCGCGGGUUCAUCGGCGACAGCUGCGACACGCACGCCUCGGACGCCAUAUUGGUCGACAAGGCCGAGGGUAUGUAUCAUGUACCCUGUCACAGCCUGCCCCGAGGCAACUGGGACUGCCACCCGGUGCGCGGCUGCGUGUGCCGCCGCGGUUUCAUAGGCGACAGCUGCGACACGCACGCCUCGGACGCCAUAGUGGUGGACCACGCCGAGGGUAUGUAUCAUGUACCCUGUCACAGCCUGCCCCGAGGCAACUGGGACUGCCACCCGGUGCGCGGCUGCGUGUGCCGCCGCGGGUUCAUCGGCGACAGCUGCGACACGCACGCCUCGGACGCCAUAGUGGUGGACCACGCCGAGGGCAACUGGGACUGCCACCCGGUGCGCGGCUGCGUGUGCCGCCGCGGUUUCAUAGGCGACAGCUGCGACACGCACGCCUCGGACGCCAUAGUGGUGGACCACGCCGAGGGUAUGUAUCAUGUACCCUGUCACAGCCUGCCCCGAGGCAACUGGGACUGCCACCCGGUGCGCGGCUGCGUGUGCCGCCGCGGGUUCAUCGGCGACAGCUGCGACACGCACGCCUCGGACGCCAUAUUGGUCGACAAGGCCGAGGGUAUGUAUCAUGUACCCUGUCACAGCCUGCCCCGAGGCAACUGGGACUGCCACCCGGUGCGCGGCUGCGUGUGCCGCCGCGGUUUCAUAGGCGACAGCUGCGACACGUACGCCUCGGACGCCAUAUUGGUCGACAAGGCCGAGGGUAUGUAUCAUGUACCCUGUCACAGCCUGCCCCGAGGCAACUGGGACUGCCACCCGGUGCGCGGCUGCGUGUGCCGCCGCGGUUUCAUAGGCGACAGCUGCGACACGCACGCCUCGGACGCCAUAGUGGUGGACCACGCCGAGGGUAUGUAUCAUGUACCCUGUCACAGCCUGCCCCGAGGCAACUGGGACUGCCACCCGGUGCGCGGCUGCGUGUGCCGCCGCGGGUUCAUCGGCGACAGCUGCGACACGCACGCCUCGGACGCCAUAGUGGUGGACCACGCCGAGGUAGGAGGCAGCAACGCAGGCCUAACAGCGACGAUGGUCAUCCUAUUGCUACUAUGCUUGGCCGCCGCGGCCCUUAUGCUGUUCUACUACCGCAAGCGAGUCAAGAACCUCAAGCGGGAAAUAGCUCAUGUUCACUACACCGCAGAUCCCGCCACACAACCUGAGCAACACUUCGACAACCCCGUCUACUCGUACCAAGGCUCAACUCGUAGCGAUGAGACUACGCUCUUGAACAACGCCAACCACAUCCACAACAACCUUAGCAAGCUCAGCAACACCACUAUGGAGAAACUACGGAACCGACCCACUGGGUCUACUGAUCGUAAGUACUGACUCUAACAUUUCGACAACCCCGUCUACUCGUACCAAGGCUCAACUCGCAGCGAUGAGACUACGCUCUUGAACAACGCCAACCACAUCCACAACAACCUUAGCAAGCUCAGCAACACCACUAUGGAGAAACUACGGAACCGACCCACUGGGUCUACUGAUCCGUAUGACCCGCUGUCGUGUAUCAAGAAUAAGGACGCGGACCUUACGAACCCGAACCUGUACCACUGCAUUGAUGACAACAAGCUGGAUCACGUGUACGAUGAGAUCAAGCACAAAGAGGGAUACGAAAUGGAAUACGACCACCUAAAUUACACGCCACCAGCCAACAAAUGGAAGCCGCACUAUCAGCGCAUGGCCAACGGUUUCACACCUUCACCUUCAGCCACAUCCAGCGCCACACCAAGCGAGGUUUCCGUACCGCCCAUCCCACCUUUACCAAAACUUAACGUCGCCCACGUGUCCCCCGUAGCGCGCCCCCCCGCAGCGCGCCCCCCCGUGGCCCCCGUGGCCCCCGUGGCCCCCGUGAGUGCCGUGAGUUCUGCACCGCCCGGGAGUACCGGGGCCCCCGCAGCCCCCUCGAGUGCCGCGGCCGCGAGUGCGGGGCCCCCCGCGCUGACGCCGCCGGUGCCGCCGCCGCGCGACACCGUCAUUGAGGACGUCGAGUCGCCAUGACACGAUGAGUGGGUGAGACUGUUUGACUCCGUUAUGGGUGAAUAAGUUUGCCGGGAGACCGUUGCAUAACCGCGUAUACAUCGCGAAGCAUCAUUGCGAGAUAUACGAAGAAAUAUCGAUCACAGUUGUUAUGCGAUAAUCAUACGUAACAUGGAUAGUUGAAUAUCUCACCCGUUUCCCGUGUCACAAUGUUAGUAAAGAACUGUAUAACGUAAGUGAUCUCCUGUUUUUAAAUGAAUUCAUAAAUUUAUUACGUCUACUGCGUUAAAGAAAUAAUAUAACGUAAGUCUUAGGAUAAGGGUUGUGGCGGAACUUUAUUAUUUACGUAUAUUCAUCAUUAAACCGAAAUCAGAGAAUGUAUUUACAAUCGAAAUUUAAAAUCAAAAUAUUUCACAUUUAAUGAAAUAUUAUUUAUCGGCAUCUCAAGUGUUUUAACAUGUCUGUUUUACUGUUAUAAAAUAACGAAAAUAUUUUUUUAUUUAGUAGGGAAUGUUUUAAUUUGAUAUCAUUACUUUUAAGUAGAUAAAAACUGCCCAUCGCUUUAAUUUCAUAUCUAAAGAUUGCGCAUUGAUAUUUACACUACCAUAUUCAUUGUAGAUUAAGAAAACUUUAACUCGUUUAAUUCAUUCUAUUGGUACCGCCUAAUCAUGUUUUUGUUAUAUACCUAAUUAUAUACAAAUCAAUAAAUGUAACCUAUUAUUUAGGUUCUACAGAAAGUAUUUGUAUCGUCUAAAACAAGGAAGAGUACGAAAAACAAAAUUUUACAUCGGUAGCUAAUGUAAAAAAAUUGGUGGCUGUAUUAAUAGUAGAUUGUACAACAAGGGCAUAAAGUGACCCAUGUUUACCCGAGGCAAUUUUUUGGUCUGAGCGAAGCGAAGACCAAAAUAGUAGACGAGGGUAAAAAUUGACAUUUAUGCCCUUGUACUCUGCUUUUCACUUCGAUUGCGAGGAAAUUAUAUUUUUCACGGCAAUUUACACCACGAAAUUGUCGUAAAGCGAAAGAACAUAAUACAAUAUACAUAACCAAUUCCCGCCAACUAACUUUUUAAUUAUUUUUUUUUAAUUUUCAACAUGUGAUCAGAGUUUCAGACGCUUGGUUUUCUGCCAAGUCAAACAUUUCGGAGCAUUUUUGAACGAUAAUCGACUCCUAUUUUAUGUGAUUUACUAAAUUUAAUGACAGAAAAUACGGAUUUCUAAUAAAUUGUAGCAAAAAUAAAAUAAUAUAACAAGUUUUGUCAUCUACACAAUUUUAUUGCUCAGUAAAAUUGUGCAAUAUGUUUUAACUGUUUGGCUGUUGAGACCGAUUACCUUAGUCUUAGAAGAAAAUUUUACUUUUAUGCUCUAGAGCAUAAAAUGCGAUUUUAUGUCGUCUACGCACGACAUAAAGGUGCACUUUUUGAGCAUGAGAAGUGAAAAUGUUAUUUUAUCAUGUCACCAUGUUAAAUCAAAUAUGGUACAAAACAUAUGGUACGUACGUAGUGUAUUUAACAGUGGCCAAGUAAAGUUUCGUACAAGGCCAGUAGUUCAAAUAGUACUGUUGCUCAAUAUCGAUAUAAUUAUACUAUAACAUUAUUCAAGCAACAGUAAUACGAAAACUUCCGUUAAUAAACGUCACUAUUACGUCACUUGUAUCAAUAUACGAAAAGUUAUUAACAUAUAAAUAUUACAAAAUAAAUGAACUAUUGUAAUUGUAUUGAAACGUAAUUUAUACGACGAUUACUUAUGGUUUGGGAUAGACACAAGUUUUUCAAUUUCAUUUUCUACCUUAAUACGAUAAUCAUAAAGUCUAUUCUAGAACCAAAAUACUUAUAAGUAUGUACAAAAGUUUGUAUGGUGUGAUUUUUAUUAACAUAUUAACAACACACAUUUUGCCUGUUGAAUGGCUGCAAACUUUCGUCAGCGAAAUAUUAAGUAAAGAGGUGCAUGAAUAUUUUAGGAAAUAAAAAUGUUGCUUCAACAAGUAAACAUUUAAUUAAAAUAAAAAACCGCCAUAUCAAAUUUAUUGUUGGAAAGACCGUCAUACGGCAAGAGCUCUCAUAUUCGUAUACCUAAACUUCACUCCUGCUCUAUCGACCUUUUGUGAGUGGAGUAUAUGUACAAAAGUGAAAAGCUUCGAAAGAGCCUGUAGACGGUCUUUCUCUACCUAUAGACGGUCUUCGCCACAUAGACCUUAGGUAGCAUUUAAACUAAAAGUAAUCGUCUAAUGAUAUUGCUUCUUCACGUACCGUGUGACGCUUCGUGAAAAGCAAUAACCCUAGUGAUAUCCUAUAGUAUUAUAAGCUGUAAUAUUCUCACCGUGGAUGCACUUGUUACAUUCCACAUGUGUUUAUACUUUGUUUUUAAUCAUUUUACAGUUUAAUAUUUUAUAAUACUUAUAUCUUAUUUAUAAAAUUAAAAAUCAAGAUUUAUUUUUAUCCUAAAGUUAAUUUUGUCUUAUGAAUCGAUAUCAUGUAAAUGUAAUUUAUAACACAUAUCUUGUAAGCCCUAUACGUGUAUCUUUAUUGUGAAUUUCAUGUUAAAUAAUUCAAACUUUACUCUGUUAUGAACUGUUUUUAAUAAGCUAACGAAAAAAUACGAUGAAUUUAACGGAGUAAAAAUUAAGAGUAGAGUUGUACUACUAUCUUACCACACUUAUGUACAAAUGGGAAUAUUAUAAUUUUGUAUUCAUCUUUCAUUGCACUAGGUUGUAAAAGUGUAAACAUAUGCGUAUUCUCAUUUUCCGUAAAGUUGUUUACUCUGAGUAUUCAAUUUUAUACUUUAUUUCAAUGGCAUAAAGUAACAAAUGAAAUAAUGCUAUCUUUGGUAAAGAUGUUUUUUUACUGUACAAGGUGCGUAGUGUGGUAGGUCUGUGAUUUAAGCAAGUUAUUUAGGUACGCAUGUUAGAUACUAAGGAUGAGUGAUGUUUGCUCAAAAAGUGCCAAUUUGUAAGUUGUGUAAGGUUUAGGUGUAAAGUUAAUUGACAAGGAAUCUCUGCAUUUCAUUCAAAUUGGGCUUUUUAAAUUGAAAACCGUAUUAAAAACUACAAUUAUGCUAGUUUUAAAACUCGUCUGUAUAUCAUGUCACAAUAACUUAUCAUAUCUAAUCUACCAAAAAGGCAUUUACUCACCAAUAUUGAUAAUAAGUAUGUAUGUAUACCAUAAUUGUAACUUUUUCCAUAACAAACAAUCAAUGCUCUAGGAUGUAUGACAUAUCUUUCGUUGGAACUAUAGUUAAUAAAGUAUAAAAAACCACCUGACUGUCAUACAUCUAAACCUACCUACCUUUAAAUAUGUAAAAACCGACUAGUGCGGUUUGUAACACAUCUGAAGCCGGUUGUGGGUCUGUGGCAUUCAGAUACCUAUCGAAUGAUAAGUUGAUUCAAGCUAGGAUUUUUUUUUCUUGGCCUGUUGUGUCCCACUGCUGCAUGGGCAAAGGCCUCCCUCUCUUUCUUCCACGCGUCUUGUUCUAUGGUAAUAUUAGGCCAAUCUUUCCGAAAGACGUCAAGAUCGUGCCGCCACCUCCUUCUAGGUCUGCCGUGACGCCGCACUAUAUUUAGUGUCCACUCGGUAGUUUUCUUGGCCCACAAGUAAUUUGGCAUACAGCAGAUGUGUCCGGCCCAGUCCCAUUUAAGCUUGGCAUCUAGCUAUCCUUUAAUUAGUAAUAAAUGUAAUAAUUUAAAUCAUGCAUUAAACCUUGUCUGAAUGCUCGAAGGUUGAAAUUGGGCUGUAACCGCGCGCAUCAGUUGACGUCUUUAGCGGUCAAAGGAUUAACUGACCACCGAUGAACCUUAUGUGUUUGUAAUAAGGCUUACAACUUAUCAAUUAACUCCAUCUACCCAUUCUCUGAAUAUUGUGUCUGAGCUUUAGCUAUUAGUCACGUUGCGUUCCCUAGCAUUGCGACAGCUUGGAUUGUUUCGGCCUUAUCGGGAGCCCUUCUUCAGGCGCUAUACUCGUAUGCUAUCACGACAGGGUUCACCUUAAAGGCCAGAGCACACCGGCUGCGUGUGCUUAGACGUGCACGUAAGAAUCGUGCGUACACGUCACGUACAUGUUUACAACGCGCACGUGCAUGUUUACGCUCACGCAUCUGGUGUGCACAGGACUUAACUUUAAAUGUAUUUUGCCUACAGUUGCUAUUAAUGCAGGAGUUAAACCAUUUUCAACAAAUUAAUUAUAAAAAAUAUAUAAGUAAUAUAAGAGCGUAAAAACAUGAAAAGUAAACGUGGGGCGAUUGUGUUGCGAGGGCUAUGGGAAUUGUCAGUUUAUGUAGUGUACAAAUCAACUGACAAUAAUUUAUUUUGUAAAUGUUUACAUUGUAGUUAAACCUAAGGAAAUUUUAAUGAGAAAUAUCGAGCCACUUUAUCUUUGGCACUUAUA